AGCACCACCCAGCAGCCUCAACCCAACUCAACACCAUUCUCAGCUUCACUAACUACCCUUACCACCCCCCAGACCGUCAACAUGCGUGAGAUUGUUCACCUUCAGACCGGCCAAUGCGGUAACCAAAUUGGUGCCGCCUUCUGGCAGACCAUCUCGGGCGAGCAUGGCCUCGACAGCUCCGGUGUCUACAACGGCACCUCAGAUCUCCAGCUCGAGCGCAUGAACGUCUACUUCAAUGAGGCGUCCGGCAACAAGUUCGUCCCCCGUGCCGUCCUCGUCGAUCUCGAGCCAGGCACCAUGGACGCUGUCCGCGCUGGUCCUUUCGGACAGCUCUUCCGCCCCGACAACUUCGUUUUCGGACAGUCUGGUGCUGGUAACAACUGGGCGAAGGGUCAUUACACUGAGGGUGCCGAGUUGGUCGACCAGGUCCUCGAUGUCGUCCGCCGUGAGGCCGAGGGCUGCGACUGCCUCCAGGGUUUCCAGAUCACCCACUCCCUUGGUGGUGGUACUGGUGCCGGUAUGGGUACGCUUUUGAUCUCCAAGAUCCGCGAGGAGUUCCCCGACCGUAUGAUGGCCACCUUCUCCGUUGUGCCUUCCCCCAAGGUCUCAGACACCGUUGUUGAGCCCUACAACGCCACCCUCUCCGUUCAUCAGCUCGUCGAGAACUCUGACGAGACCUUCUGCAUUGACAACGAGGCUCUGUACGACAUUUGCAUGAAGACGCUGAAGCUCAACAACCCAUCCUACGGUGACCUGAACCACCUCGUCUCCGCCGUCAUGUCUGGUGUCACCACCUGCCUGCGUUUCCCUGGUCAGCUCAACUCCGAUCUCAGGAAAUUGGCUGUCAACAUGGUCCCCUUCCCUCGUCUCCAUUUCUUCAUGGUCGGAUUCGCUCCUCUGACCAGCCGUGGCGCCAACUCUUUCCGCGCCGUCAGCGUCCCCGAGCUCACCCAGCAGAUGUUCGACCCCAAGAACAUGAUGGCUGCGUCCGACUUCCGCAACGGUCGCUACCUGACCUGCUCCGCCUACUUCCGUGGCAAGGUCUCGAUGAAGGAGGUCGAGGACCAGAUGCGUAACGUUCAGAACAAGAACUCGUCUUACUUUGUUGAGUGGAUCCCCAACAACGUCCAGACCGCCCUCUGCUCGGUUCCUCCUCGUGGCCUCAAGAUGUCGUCCACCUUCGUCGGAAACUCUACCUCCAUCCAGGAGCUCUUCAAGCGUGUCGGUGAUCAGUUCACUGCCAUGUUCAGGCGCAAGGCUUUCUUGCAUUGGUACACUGGUGAGGGUAUGGACGAGAUGGAGUUCACUGAGGCUGAGUCCAACAUGAACGAUCUGGUCUCCGAGUACCAGCAGUACCAGGAGGCUUCCGUCUCCGAUGCUGAGGAGGAGUACGAUGAGGAGGCUCCUCUUGAGGCUGAGGAGUAGGUUGUUUACCCACGACAAUACGCAGGCUUAGUUGUUGGAAAUUGGCACGGCGGACAAUGUCAACAUUACAAUUCGUGCUUUGGAGAGACAUGAUUGUAUUUGAUGGGACGUACUGGAGGUAGAAGCGAUUUGUUGCGUCUGCUUCUGUGCGUUGUCAAUUGCAGCAUAGCCAUCUCGAAGCGUAGAGGAAGCGAAACUCUUGUUAGCGAUAAGUUCUAUAAUCCAUGAUUGUUCACCACAAUGCUUGCAUGCUGAUGGUUGUGAUGAAUAUCUGUGUUACUAAUACUUCCACCUGGCUAGCUAUCAUUCGUCUGUUGCACCAUGUUCCCUAAGUUGCUCGAGGUACCCAACUAGUCUCUUCUUGAUAAUGACGCCUACCAACCUUCCGGUUCCUUCUUCCGUCACACACAGAUACCUUAACCCCAGCUUCGAAAACAUUUCAACCGCGUACUCCAGCGGCGCUUUCGCACAUAGAC
This is a messenger RNA of Cucurbitaria berberidis CBS 394.84, 1901 nucleotides long. Its product is annotated as beta-tubulin. Lineage: Eukaryota; Fungi; Ascomycota; Dothideomycetes; Pleosporales; Cucurbitariaceae. Bases 82 to 1425 code for a protein of 447 amino acids. Gene Ontology annotation, biological process: mitotic cell cycle; microtubule cytoskeleton organization. Gene Ontology annotation, cellular component: cytoplasm; microtubule. The transcript has 5 exons. Gene Ontology annotation, molecular function: GTPase activity; structural constituent of cytoskeleton; GTP binding. The record is from RefSeq and is a predicted model, not a curated record.